GGAUUAUGAUAUUAAAUUAUAUUAAAUUUGCCUGCUUUGUAUUAACUAAACUCAGUUUAUUAUUGUCACAAUAUUAGUGUAAUUCACUGAAUACUAUUGAUUCGAAGUAAAAGAUGCUUUUUCGGAAAAGAUGAUCAGCAAAGUCUCAUUUCUUUUUCUUGUGCUAGGAAUAGCUCUCGUUUUUGGUAAAGUUGAGGAUGUUGAUUUUUUGGAAGAAAUCUCUCAAAUUUAUAGUCCACCAGUAGUUGGUCGCAUGAUACUCAAACGAAUCGAGAGUCGCAUGGAUGAGGUGAAACGAGCCAAUCGUUCCAGAAGUAUGACUGCUGACCAACACUUUCUCAGUACAUCCAUUUACAAUGCUUUGGACACGCUACAUCACGAUGUUGAAUUAAUGGAUAAAAGUCCAGUUCUUUGGGGAAACCAAAGAUUUGAAAAGGUCAUCAAUUUCUUUAUCGGACAAUUUAAACGACUCCUGAAUCUGUACAACAAGCUUGUCGUACAACUGCAUUGAAAGCUUUGCAAUGAACAAUAAAUCUCAAAACAUGAUCCACGUAAUCAAUGUAUCCAAUAAAUUUUUUAUUAUAAAUAAAUUCGAGUUAUAAUGCAA
Messenger RNA from Tetranychus urticae (two-spotted spider mite), 607 nucleotides. RefSeq lists its product as uncharacterized. Lineage: Eukaryota; Metazoa; Arthropoda; Arachnida; Trombidiformes; Tetranychidae. The record is from RefSeq and is a predicted model, not a curated record.